This is a messenger RNA of Loa loa (African eye worm), 234 nucleotides long. RefSeq lists its product as hypothetical. The transcript is spliced from 3 exons. Bases 1 to 234 code for a protein of 77 amino acids. Lineage: Eukaryota; Metazoa; Nematoda; Chromadorea; Rhabditida; Onchocercidae. The record is from RefSeq and is a predicted model, not a curated record.
AUGGUUGAUUUAGGCAAGUUAGCAAGUACUUCACCGCCUGCACGUCAUCAGCUCUUUUUGCACAAUUAUCUGCAGGUACCACAAUCUCAUACAUUACAAUCACCUCGAUCCAAUUCCUCAGUUGCCAGUAUGCAGUCGGAUUUAGAGUCGUGUUUGGGUGAUACACAAUUUCCAAACGAUCUUAUUGAUGGAAAAGUUAUCGCUUUCACUUCCACAAGUCGUACUUCAUCUUAG